UGAAAUGAUCGAGUGCAUGUUUUAUGCAGUAAAAUGAACGUAGAAAAAUCACUCGGGAACUGCGGUUUUAUUUGGUUUUGUACUUAUGCAAGAUUCAGAAGUGAAUAGUGUUUGUACUCAUUGAUUAAAGAGGUGAAAAAUGAGUGAUAUUUCAAUAACAUGACGUGAAAGCAGAGUCUGAAUAUUGCUUGGUUUUUUAUCCACCAAAAUAGAACGAAGCAGGGAUGGAAUCUUUCUGAUGGGAUUCCCGAGGGCAGGACAAACAAUUCCCAUUCAUAGAAAGAGCAAAUGUGGUUCAAUGCAAUUUAUUUGUAUGCUUAAAAUUAUUCUGUGCUAAUUUUCAACAAAAAUUCGAAGUUGAAUCAAUUUCAAGUUCAAUUUGCAAAAUAAACAAAAUCAAUUUUCUUUACCAUAGUACAGCUAACUCUCCGUCAAAGUGAAAUUGAAAUUCACGAUUUCCAAACAAUAGCAAAAUCUGUGACUUGUUUAUUGGCAUAAGAAUUUGAAACGCUCGCAGUUGCUUCCGACGAUCGAAAACAAUCUUGAAAAUCGCUAUAAGCUUUAAUACCUACACUCAUGUUGGUGUAAUUUUUAAAUGUAGAAGACUGAAAAUAUCGCACUGGAUCACUACAUUGUAGACAUCGCUCCGAUUUUUUUCUCGUUUGUGUGUAUGUAUACACAGUGCGUAUAUAUAGAUAUACAAAAUUACAAAUCCAUGGAUAGAGCAGUCGUAUACUUUAAUGACAAGAAAGAGUUGGGUUUUGACCAUAAUUGAAUAUAAUCUCGACUCCGGGAUUUUUUAAAGGGAUUUCUACGGGUAGUAAUUUUUCUGGGCAUUGGUGUCAUUCUUUUAUCUGUUGCUGAGAAUUAUAUACAUUGAUCAGAUAAUCGUGGUGAGUUUGGUACUGAAGUGACACAGUACGUAGUGCGAGUGUCUCCCUGUGACAGUAUUAUCAUAUCUAUACCAGUAGUGUUUACUUUUUACAAAGAGACAAUAAACAAUGAUUGAUCCCAAGUACGCCGAACUACCUGGAAUCGCUCGAGAUCAACCAGAUGUGUAUGAAACUGAAGAUCCUCAGCCAAAUGAACCUCUACAAGAAUAUGCAGGGGAUGAAAGUGAUGCUAUUGAAAAAAUUUAUGUGAAUGCUAAUGACUCGUACAAUAAAUUCAAAGAUAAACGAGUCAGUUCGCACGAUGCUGACUUUUCAGACACUAUCACUAUGAAAGCUAAACUGGGUUACAAGGUUCAUUCUGGAGAAUGGAAACUGUCAGGAAGAGGAGAAGAUGAAACACCCAUUGAAAAAUAUCAACGCAUAAAAAUUGAAAUUCAAGAAUUAUUGGAACAAAUUAAUAAGAUAAAAGAAUAUACAAAAGGAAAAGAAGAACCCAAAUCCUUAGCAGAUAUAAUUAAUCAAAUAGAAAAUACUGGAAAAGAAUUGGAUUCUUUAGAUAUUGAAAAAAUCUUAGGCAAAGAUUCUAUUUCAGCUAUGUCCAAUCAUCAAGAACUUCGUUUUAAGGAGCUGAAAGCGCAAAUCGAAUUGUUCAAACAACAGAAUGCAUCAAGUGCUGCUACUCAGAAAGAAACUAACAAAGGAAAUCAAGAGGUUGCAAAAGGAACUCUUAAAUAUCAAAUGACUUACUUUCCAGAUAAAGCUAAGGUACAAGAUGUUGCUAGAAUCAGUCACUUGGAAAAAAGAUUGGGUCAUUUGGAAAGUUUAAUAGGACAACCUACUGAUAGUACUUCUAAAACUUCUCAAUUGCUUAAAACUCAAGGGAUCCAAAAAUCAAUUGAAAAAUUAAUGGCUAAUGCUUGUUUGCUCAAUAGCAGUCAAUUAGAUAUAUUAGAAAAUAAAAUGAGCACAUUACUGCAUAAAAUGGAUACUGUUAUACAAAAAAAAGAACAAGCAGGAGAAGAUAACAAAUAUGAACAAACUGUUUCUGAACUAUAUGAGCUUGUGAAGCAAACAGAAAGUGUCUCACAAGUACUGCCUCAAACUAUUGAUAGAUUGGUAGCCUUGAGUGGUUUGCAUGGAAAAGCUUUAGAGUUCGUCAAUCGACUAAAAGAAUUGGAAGACUUGGAACAAAACAUAAAAGGAUCAUUAGGAAAUAAUCAAGUUCUACUGCAAGAAAUGCAAAAAAAUUUUAGCAACAACUUUGAAAUCAUUACUAACGAUAUUAGUGCUUUAAAUGAACGCGUUAAGAAGCUGAAAAAGUAAUUGCAUCACGUUAUAUUUUAUAUCAAAUAUUUUACACGAAAAAUCUUACUAAGCUUUAUCUCAGAUGCAUAAAGCAAUAUUUUAUGAAAGCUAAUUGUAAAU
This is a messenger RNA of Trichogramma pretiosum, 2318 nucleotides long. It is a transcript of the gene DCTN2-p50, whose product is annotated as dynactin subunit 2. Gene Ontology annotation, cellular component: cytoplasm; dynactin complex; centrosome. The coding region runs from base 1002 to 2216 and encodes 404 amino acids. Lineage: Eukaryota; Metazoa; Arthropoda; Insecta; Hymenoptera; Trichogrammatidae. Gene Ontology annotation, biological process: mitotic spindle organization. The transcript is spliced from 8 exons. The record is from RefSeq and is a predicted model, not a curated record.